AUGAAUGUAGGCCUGGACAACCUGCUUCAAUGCAGGUUCCGCCUAUACGACCCAACACUUUGCCUAUCGCACAAACUAUCACUAUCAUUGGGCCUAUCAUACGAUCUGCUGCUCGGUCUACCAAAACAGUCUCGGGGAACCCAAACAACACUGCCAGUACAACCAGCACAGCUAGCCCCAACUUCACAACCACCAGCCGCUGCACCAGCCGCUGCACCAACUCGGAACGGCACGCCGUACGAGCACUGGCCUCCGCAUCCAUGGUCCUCCGGGCUCCAUUUGCCGGAUAUUGGGGCAGGGCGUUUGUCUUUGAAGAGUCAAGACAAAUUCUUCAACACGAAGCCGCAUAUGUCAGACGAAGAGACGCAUUGGCACGGUGCAAAGUUCCUAGGAUUUGGAUUACUGGGCGCAGCAGGGUUGUGGUGCGAGACUGACGAGCAAAGCAACGUGGUCGACAGGAAUGGGUUGUCAAGGACAAUGCUACCGCUACCCGGAGAGCCUGGCGUGACCCCAAGGAUUGGCGAGAUCAUCUUCCUAAAGAAUUAUCGAUGCAUCGACGUGUUGGAUCGCGACGAGCAGCAGAGCCGGACGCAUGUCAGUACAUUGUAA
Molecule: messenger RNA, 609 nt
Organism: Macroventuria anomochaeta
Lineage: Eukaryota; Fungi; Ascomycota; Dothideomycetes; Pleosporales; Didymellaceae
Exons: 1
Coding region: 1-609 (202 amino acids)
Source: RefSeq, a predicted model, not a curated record